Diplodia corticola is the source of this 2679-nucleotide messenger RNA. RefSeq names its product glycoside hydrolase family 3 protein. Bases 1 to 2679 code for a protein of 892 amino acids. The transcript has 5 exons. The record is from RefSeq and is a predicted model, not a curated record. Lineage: Eukaryota; Fungi; Ascomycota; Dothideomycetes; Botryosphaeriales; Botryosphaeriaceae. Gene Ontology annotation, molecular function: beta-glucosidase activity. Gene Ontology annotation, biological process: glucan catabolic process.
AUGGCCGAUACUGCGGUCUUGCCGCGUGCUACGGAACCAGCACUGGGUAAUGGCCCAGCUGCACUGAAGUUGGCGCUACACGACACCACCGAAGUCCCGUCCUCUAUUUCGCAUAACUCAACCGAGCACGACUCCAAAUCACACCAAGAGGUCUCGAGCUUUGAAAUCAAAGGCAUCAAUCAACCAGACAAAUUGGCCCGAGACUUGGCGGCAAAGCUUCCGCUCAAGGAACAAGUCUCCCUCUUGGCAGGAUCUGAUUUUUGGCGCACUGUUGCCCUGCCCCACCGAGGCGUACCGUCAAUCAAGACUACAGAUGGCCCCAACGGUGCUCGAGGACAGUGGUUCAAGAAUGGAACUCCGGCUGCCUUGUUUCCAUGCGGCAUCUCUCUUGCCGCUACCUGGAACCUGGAUUUGCUGGAAGAGGUGGGGAAGCACCUCGGCGACGAGACCAAAGCCCGAGGCGCCGAUGUCCUGCUGGCUCCCACUGUGUGCUUGCACAGGUCACCGCUUGGAGGCCGGAACUUCGAAUCCUUCUCUGAGGACCCAUUCCUGACGGGAAAGCUUGCUGCCGCCUAUAUCCGCGGUCUGCAGAGUAAGAAGGUCGCGGCCACCAUAAAGCAUUUCGUCGGCAAUGAACAGGAGACGCUGCGCAUGACAAUUGAUUCCAUCGUUGCCGAGAGACCUCUGAGAGAACUUUACCUGAAGCCUUUCGAGAUCGCCAUCCGGGAAGCGUCACCCUGGUCCCUAAUGAGCUCCUACAAUCUUGUCAACGGGGUUCAUGCCGACAUGCAUCCACGUACUCUGAAGAAAAUCCUUCGUGACGAGUGGAAUUACGACGGAAUGGUCAUGUCCGAUUGGACGGGUACCAACUCCGUUGCGGAGGCCAUUGCGGCGGGUUGCGCCUUGGAAAUGCCUGGCCCAACGAAGUGGCGUGGCGAGAAGGCGGUGCGCGCGGUGGAGAAGGGUGAACUGGCUGCCGAAGACGUUGAGCGGGCUGCCGGGGACGUGCUCUAUCUCAUCCAGAGAACGAAGGGUUUCAACAAUGACGCCCCGGAACCAGAAGAACGGGCGAACGACAAUGCCGCUACCCGGCAGGUGAUACGUCAGGCGGGCACUGAGGGUCUGACGUUGCUGAAGAACGAACGUAACAUUCUCCCCAUCGGACCUGUGAAAAAGAUUGCAGUUAUUGGGCCGAACGCGAAGCGCGCAAUUGCCGGAGGUGGCGGCAGUGCAAGCCUCAACCCUUAUUACACGACGACGCCAUUCGACGGACUUGCUAACCAGUUUGACGGAGAGUUAAUCUAUUCUCGUGGCUGCGAUACGGCCAAAUGGCUCCCGCUCGCAUCCCCGUUCUGCACCACACAGGAUGGAAAGCCGGGUGUUACACUCGAAUACUAUUGCCAUGACCGCUUCGAAGGAGUUCCGGCCUCGGUGCAGCACAAGUCCAAUACCGACCUGUUCCUAUGGGAUUCAGCGCCAAAAACGGUCUUGCCGGCGUACUCGUUCAAGGUCAAGACGGCCCUGAUUCCAAAGACGUCGGGUUCCCACACCUUCAGUUUCUCCAGUGUCGGACCGGGGAGACUAUUUUUGAACGGCGAGCUAUUCAUCGACAACUGGGAUUGGGUAGAAGAGGGUGAGGCUAUGUUCGAGGCUUCCGAGGAUGUCCUCAAGUCUGUGUACCUGGAGGCCGGCAAACCUGUCCAGAUCCUUGUUGAGAGCACUAAUGAAGUGCGGCCGGCCUCAAAGAUUACUCACGGCAAGCCAACACACGCCUACGGCGGGUGCCGCAUUGGGUAUGAAGAGGAAUCAGGAGUCGACCUCCUCCAAGAGGCGGUGGAUGCGGCAAAAGAAGCCGAUGCCGCGGUCGUCUUUGUUGGUCUGGACGCAGAAUGGGAGUCGGAGGGCUAUGAUCGUCAGACGAUGGAUCUGCCUAAACAUGGAAGCCAAGAUCGCCUUGUCGAAGCCGUACUUGCAGCAAAUCCAAGCACGAUCGUCGUCAACCAGUCGGGUACGCCAGUCACCAUGCCAUGGGCCGACAAGGUACCUGCGAUUCUCCAGGCGUGGUACCAGGGGCAGGAAGCUGGCAAUGCUCUUGCAGACGUUCUCUUGGGCCGCUUGAGCCCUGGAGGCAAGCUCCCCACGACCUUCCCUAAACGGCUGUCAGACAACCCGGCGUACCACAAUUGGCCAGGCGAGAACGCCAAAGUUGUCUACGGUGAGGGUAUCUUCAUCGGAUAUCGGCACUACGAGCGCUCCGGCAUCGAGCCGUUGUUCCCUUUCGGCCACGGUCUAUCCUACACGACUUUCUCGUACGGCAGCGCAGCCAUCAGUGACCGGACGCUUGAACAGGACGGAUCCGUGAAGGUCACCGUGCCGGUUACGAACACGGGCAGCGUUGCAGCAGCCGAAGUCGUGCAGGGCUAUAUAAAGGACGUUAGGUCAAGACUGCCGCGCCCGGAGAAGGAGUUGCAGGCGUUCGGCAAGGCGUUUCUUCAGCCCGGAGAGACGAAGAACGUGGAGCUCGUGUUCGACAAGCACUCGGUCGGGUACUACGACACUUCUUUGGGAUCGUACAUUGCCGAGGAGGGCCGUUUUGAGGUUCUCGUUGGGUCCUCGUCUGCAGACAUCCGGUGUUCAACUUCGUUCGAUGUGCUUGAGUCGUUCACUUGGGUGUUCUGA